AUUCUUGACAAGUCUAUGGAUGCAUUAGGAUUGUGAAUUUUUUGUUUGAGAAUGGCUAUUUUAACAGACAUUUUAAAUGAUUUUACUAGUAAUAUUGAUCCAAAACAUGAAGACUAUGUCGUUUCAUCUCCAGACUUUUUCUGUUCAUUUGUCCUCUUUUAUGUUUUUUCUAUUAGAGUACUUGGACCAAAACUAAUGCAACAUAGACAGCCGUAUAAUAUUAAAAAUCUUGUUAUUGGCUACAACGUAAUCCAGAUUUUAGUAAACAUUUAUAUUGUUUAUGAAUGUAUAUAUGUGUAUUUUACAAAUCCAAAUUGGAUAUGUAUAGAUGCGAGACCCAAACAAGAUUUUGCAAAUGUAUGCAAACACUACUACUUUCUUAAACUAUUUGACAUUGUUGAAACAAUGUUCUUUAUAUUACGAAAAAGCUAUAGACAAGCAAGUUUUCUUCACCUCUACCAUCAUUCGGCUAUAUGCUUGGCUGCUUUCCUAAAUUUUAGAUACGAUUACGGAGAUACUACAUUAAUAGUAGGACUUUUAAAUUGCGCUACACAUGUUCUUAUGUACAUAUACUAUUUAUUGACUGCUAUAGAUUCCAAAUGGAGAGAUAAUGUCACAAUAAAGAAGGUUUUAACGUCAAUACAGAUUAUACAACUAAACAUGAUGUGGAUUUAUUUCGGACUAACAAAACUUACUCCAGGCUGCAAAACGAUGCCGAGAUAUGUUUUAUAUAUGUGGAUUGCACAAAAUCUUUUUAUGGUCAGUUUAUUCUUAAAAUUUUACUUUAAAACAUAUGUAAAGAAGGAGGUAAGUGUUAGUAAAGAAGAAUAAUUGUUUCUGAAAAAUAUAGUUU
This is a messenger RNA of Diabrotica balteata, 853 nucleotides long. NCBI's taxonomy places the organism in Eukaryota, Metazoa, Arthropoda, Insecta, Coleoptera, Chrysomelidae. The record is from the annotation of a GenBank genome assembly.